Messenger RNA from Bacidia gigantensis, 2364 nucleotides. RefSeq lists its product as uncharacterized. Lineage: Eukaryota; Fungi; Ascomycota; Lecanoromycetes; Lecanorales; Ramalinaceae. The record is from RefSeq and is a predicted model, not a curated record. The transcript has 2 exons. Gene Ontology annotation, molecular function: zinc ion binding. The coding region runs from base 1 to 2364 and encodes 787 amino acids.
AUGACUGAUCCUUUUUCGAUCGCCGUCGGAAUCUUGACCAUAGUUGGUGCAUGCUCUAAGGGGGUGAAAUCGCUACGAACGUUCGACGAAUCGCUUAAGGAAUAUGUGCGCCUCGAGACAGAGUUGAAUCAUUUACACGACGUUAUCAAUUUUGUUGAUGGAUUAGGCUUUGAGCAUCAGCUGACGAGCCAUCCAUUGACUAAAAAUUUAACGCUUGUACGAGACAAGCUACAAGAAGUGCACAACUUCAUACAAAAGUCUUUGCGUCAUUCACAUCUGUUGCAGAUAAAGCGAAGACGUCUGGUCUGGCACAAGAAUCAACUGAACACCUUUGCGAGAGAUAUUGAGACUGCUAAGGCUCAUAUUGUUGACAGCAUGGUGCUGUCUAACCUAUAUUACACGCUCCAUCUAUCUACUCAAUUGGCCGGCACACACGACUUUUCUCCCCAAUUUACUAGUCGGUCUCUAUUAGAUCAUGCCCAACCGACAGUUUGUGCACCACAAACCGGGCUUCACGGUUUCUUGACUCGAGAUGACCGUAAACUAGCCGACAAUUCGGCACGAGUACUGCAGCUGAAUUUGAAACCCAUCUUUGAUGAAGAAGACGACGAGAAACAAUUGGGCCUGACCUUGAAGGGCGGUUCGAAGACCCACAACGGGACAUGUAGGCAGAUCCAGAACCCGGACGAAGUCUUUGAAAGUACUCCUUCCGAGACGUCUGAUGUCUUUGAUGACUGUGUCUCACACCUUUCCGACGACAGUCCUCGUACACAGAUCGACAGACUUCAAGCACAUUUCAUGAGCAGAGCAUCGCCCGACGACUUCUUUCAGAACCCUCUAACAUUCUUUGGGGAAUCAUACACUAUUGAAAGCCGAUUAGGGGACUCUGCUGCCGUAGUUGCCAUGACUGAAAUUCGGUGUUCAAGUAUAAAUCGACUACAGAAAUACUUUCUCAUAUAUGCUGAGUCGCCUAGGCUUUGGCGUAGAGUGACAGUCUCUGCGAAGAUUUUGAGAUCUUCUGGAUCUUCGAUCGACUCCCAGGUCGCAGCCCCAGAUCUCAUACUCUCUACAUACAAAACUCUACCUGGAGAUCUUCAAUAUCAGCUCCAAGAGCUUCUGAAAAGCACGACUUUGCUUGAUACAGUCACUAGGGUAUCAAUGACGGUUACAGAGUACUGUGUAGGGAAGUACAUGAUUGACACUCCUAGCGUUGUCGUUUCCGAAGACCUUGAAGAAACGCAACGAGGAUGUGAGCAAGAAAUGCUACGCGAAAUCGAACACACGGAUCGUCAACAAUAUUUGCAAAGCGAGAUCAUUGUACAAGAACGCUUGGACGCCGUUACUUAUAUUGCGCAAGUCGAAAGUCGUUCUUGUAUGGAACGGAAGAUGCCUUUCCGAGGAGCAGGGAUGCCAGGCGACAACGGACUGAAUCGGUUCUGGCAGGAUUUGAGAUUGGCAAAAUCGUUGUACGAGUGUAACGGCGUUGUUAAACUCAUAGGCGUCGUGCUGGAUGAUUCGAGGACACAUUUGAAGUCGUUCCUCCAGGAAUUACCUGCUCUCGGUACCAUCCGCUCGAUACUCGCGCACGCAGAGCUGAGAGGAGAGCGAGUACCAUGGUCAGUGAGGGCAGCAUGGGCGAGUCAAAUCAUUACCACCGUAGCUGAAAUUCACUCCAAAGGUUUCGUUGCCGGCUUGCUUCACAUAAACUUCACGGGAGUACAAUCAGAUGGGCGCGCAGUCCUUAACCUUCGAAAGCGAGGAUAUAGACAUUCAAUCAAUCGAGAAGGCGAGAUAGCUCCAGAGUCCCGGACUGUUCCAAUACACAGUGUUCAGCCGCGAGAACUCAAUUUUGCGUCAGACAUCUUCAUGCUAGGGAUGUUGCUUUUCCAUUUGGCAGAGCACAGGAUUGACAUUGCUGGAUACCUGUGUAUGAGGAAUGCGUGCACAAGCGUGCCUCGCCAUUCAUGCCCAGCUGGGCAUAUCAACCCGGUUGAACUGCCUCCUUGCACUGACAGAGAGGUCCCCGAAGCAUUCAAUACAAUGAUUUACCUGUGCAGACAAGCCGAUCCGACAAAACGACCACCUGCGCGGAAACUACUGCGGUAUUCGGAUGCGAACUGGUAUCCGCCAGAGAUGGUCGACCUGCGAGUGAAAUAUGCUAAUACCCAUGGUCAUCUUGUUGACUGCAAUGAGUGCGGUGCUGGGGUAGGUCGACAGGCUUGGUACCAUUGCAAUAUAUGCCAUCUUGCCGACUUUGAUCUCUGCUCUUCUUGUGUCGUCUCGCAAGGUAUUCAUUGUCUGGACAGGAAGCACCAAUUGCUAAAGAGAACCUUUAAGGACGGCCGCAUUACGAAUGUGAUGUGA